Daphnia pulex (common water flea) is the source of this 1586-nucleotide messenger RNA. Its product is annotated as flagellar attachment zone protein 1-like. NCBI's taxonomy places the organism in Eukaryota, Metazoa, Arthropoda, Branchiopoda, Diplostraca, Daphniidae. The coding region runs from base 106 to 1521 and encodes 471 amino acids. The transcript has a single exon. The record is from RefSeq and is a predicted model, not a curated record.
AUCAGGCGCAAUGAGAUGUGCGAACGCGUUGACUCGCUGCACGAAUGCAUAAAGGGGGAUGCUGUUGGAGGGUAAAAAUCAAACGAUAAUCGACGAUAAUUUCAAAUGGAAGGACAUACCUUGAACCUUGUGCGCUUAAUAGUUUUGACACUGCUGCUUACCCCAACCAUGCAGCACCAAGUUAAUACCCAUGAAGCAGAUCCACCAUCCUGUUUUUGUGAAACUACCGUUAGUCGCGUUAAUGAAGAUUCAACAACUUCAAUAACUAGUGGCGAAACCUACCAUCAGGAGUCUAAAAACACCAAACUUCCCAGACUGAUUCAUUCGAAAACUAUUGAUGAUAAUUAUCCUGAAUGUAUCGAUGGCUCAAACCAAAAAACCGACCCGGCAUCUGAAUUCUCCAAAGUUUUACUUAAUGUCCAGGGUAGUUCCGAUACAAACAUGACAACUAUUAUGGAAAACCAUUUACGAAGGACUGCCUCUACAGCAGAUGAGAUUAUUAUAGUUGGCAAAAUUUAUAACUUUGCAGCUGCUGAAACCGUCAAAGCGGGGGAGAAGUCGGACAGUAGCCAGCAGGGCGAAGUCUACCGUCUUCAAGGCAAACUGGACACGGCCCUGGUCGAGCAGGAGAGACUGCGCAGCGAGAGCGACAAGACCGAGCUCCUGGCGUCCAGGUUCCGCGAGGAUAUCCGCAAAGCGAAUGAUGAGCUGCAGAACGUCAGGAAGAGCCAGCUGGACAGGGCCCAGCUGCAGCUCUCCAAGUCCGAGGAACACGAGAAGAAGCUCGAGGUGGAGCUGGAGGUGCUACAGGAGCGAAAGGAGAAGAGCUGGAGCGAGAGAUAUGAAGCCUCAAUCGAGAGCGAUCGAACCUUGAUCUCGGAGAUGUACGAACGGCACCGGGUGGAGCUGGGCCGUGUCCGGUCAGAACGCCAGCGCUACCAGACCGAGUACUUACAUUUACAAAAGGAAGAAAUGGACCGGUUGGCCGCCCGCAUCGUCAAGUACCAGCAGGAUCGGCACGAGUGGACCAAGGAGGAGCAGGACAAGUUGGACAUGAAACGGCGGAUCGCUCUGAUGACCAAGACCAGCAGCGACCAGCAGGAACGCUGCCAAAUAGAAAUUAACCGACUUCGCUGUGAAAACGAGAAAAUCAAGAACAAGUUGAACAGCUCGCAGACGGAAGUGGUGCGGAUAACGCAGAAGCUGGAACGGGAGGAGCAGGACAAGGAAAAACUCAAAGUCAAGUUCCAGGAGAGCAGCCAGGCUUCCCAGAAAGAGUUGGAUCGAUUGGUGGAGGAGCGCGAGAAGUUGGCCAAGGAGAUCCUGACGACCAAGACGGAAAACGAGCGAUUGCGUAAAGAGCUCGAGUCCAGCCAGCAAGGAGCCAAAGAGGAGGUGAUCAAGUUGCAGAACAUAAUCGUUUCUAUGCAAAACGAGCUGGACCGGCUCAACGUCGAGUGGGAGAAAAAGCUCUCGGCCUACAUUAUGUCGCAUGGUAAAGAAGCAGCAGUUAGAGAUUAAUUGAAUGGCGGCCCGCUAUUCGUUACUUUCUCUUGAAAUAGAACAUUGACUUAAUGCUAAAUGUG